UUUAGGGACAACAGCGCAGGAUUCAAACUGAACAUGGCUGCGGGGAAAGAUGUUGAUGAAAGCACGCAAAAUAGAAGAAGCAUGGUGACCCACUGUGAGGAGUCGCCCGGCUCCUCUUGUUCUGUCAGACCGCCGGUCAUCUUCAACCCAGAUUUUUUUGUUGAGAAACUCCGCCACGAGAACCCCGAAGCGUUCCUGGAGCUUGUGCUCAGUAACAUAACCAGGCUUAUAGACCUUCCUGGGACCGAGUUCGCCCAGCUCCUUGGUGAGGAUUGCCCCAAAACCCCGACGAGUGGAAAUGGAGGCUUUUUCCGCUCUUUCAACUUCCUUAAGCGAAAAGAUAAAGCCGUCGUCUUUGGAACCACGCUGACUGAGAGCUGCAUCGCACAGAUCUAUCAGCUUAUCGAGUUCCUCAGCAAAAAUCUACAUGUGGAGGGUUUGUUCCGGGUGCCGGGGAACAGCGUUCGGCAGCACGCCUUAAAGGAGCUCCUGAACGGCGGGGCGGAUGUCGACCUGGAGGCCGGAGAUUUUCACCCCAACGAUAUUGCCUCUCUUCUUAAGACUUUUCUGGGAGAGCUGCCGGAGCCUCUGCUGACACACCGACACUUCCAUGUGCACCUGAAGAUAGCUGACAUGACUCUGUUUGAUGACAAAGGAAAUAAAACAGCGGUUCCAAACAAGGAGCGUCAGAUCGAGGCCCUGCAGCUCCUCUUCCUGUUGCUACCGCAGGCCAACCGCUCGCUGCUCAAACUGCUGCUGGACCUGCUCUACCACACCGCCAAGCAGCAGGACAAGAACAAAAUGUCUGCCUACAACCUGGCACUCAUGUUUGCCCCGCAUGUCCUCUGGCCCAGACAUAUGACAGCCGGCGACCUUAAAGACAAUCUGAAGAAGCUGAACAACAGCAUGGCCUUCCUCAUCAAGCAUUCACAGAAGCUCUUCAGGGCUCCAGUUUAUUUGAGGGAAUAUGCCAGGGUCCAUUUUAACGGAACCAAGGUUCUGCAGAGUAAGGAUGACCUGGAGCUGCUGGCGGUCAGCAGCUCUCCUGUCCAGCGGACGGCGCCGCCUCUGAAGCGGACAGCUGGUGUGGGCCUCGGCGUGCAGGAGGCGAGUCAGUCACCUGCUCAGCAGUACACAGAGGAGGCCCUGAAGGAGCUCUUCAGGCACGUCCACCAGAACAUGCCCGACUCCGCCAAGAAGAAGAAACUCGUCCGACAGCUCGUCAAACAGACUCAUUCAGGAACAUCUAGCGAGGAUCAUCUGCUCCCUCCAGCCGCCAGUAAGAAGCAUCCUCGUUCCCGCUCCCUUGGGGGCCUUAUCAAGCGAAAAGCUCGAGGCGAGCAGAUGAGAGAGAGACACAUCUCACCUGAAGCCGCUGGGAAAAAACUAGGAAAAGAAAAUCUCCUCCUCCAGUCGGGGAACAGUCCGUCAGCCGGAUCUGUCAUGGGGAAAGCAGGACUUGUAGUUAAAAAUCCAGAUUUUAUCUUUCACAAAAACAAACCUCUCAAGGUUUCUAAGGACUCUCCCUCCGUCUCCAGGAUGUGUUUCUCUCCGGCUCAGGAAGUGUCAGUAUGAACCAAGAUUGGACUAGGACAGUAUUAAACAGCCAUUACACAUGUGAAUAUUUAGGUUGUAUCCAGCUGUGACUAAUGUCAGAUUGAGCCAUCAGAACCGGAGUUAUAAAGUGGUACAAAUAGUUAUACAGGUCUGCAUGUUUUAUUUAGAAUGACAACAUUUUAGGAAUGCUUACAGAUUAGAGUCGUAAUAAUACAUGACGAAUAUCAGCAGCUAGCGGAUUAGCUUCAGGGUUCUGCUGCAUAAAGGAAAACCACUGACAAAAUGCAGAAUAUGUGUAAAUGUUGUAGGAAUUGUUUUAUAUAAAUACAGUGUGUGCCUUUUUUUAAUUUUUGUUUUUAUGGGAAUCGUGUAAUUUUGGGAGCCAUUUGUGAAAGUGAGAUCCAAUGUCAGUGAGCUUUACACUUUAUUUUCUUGAGACAUCCUACACUGAAAAAAAAGAGACUGGAGCUCCAACUUAAAAAAAAAUAAAUUAAUUAGUCACCAAUAAUUGAAUGAAGUUUGUCAAGCUUACAUUAUUUACAUUUGUUUAACUUGAAAAUACUUAAUAAAUUAACUUGGGUAAGCUUAAUUUGAUUAUUUGUGACUAAUUAGUUUAAUAUAUUUAAGUUGGAUUUCCUAUUCUCUUUUUUCAGUGUAAUUUUUAAACGUUUUAGCUCUGCCUGCUCCCCCUGAAUGCUGUUCAAUGAGGACAUCAGCUGUAACAUUACCUUUAUUUUGAGGUGCGUUGUUUAUUUUUAUUUGGGUUCAUUAAUGACAGGAAGUUAUUUUUGUCUAAUGGAGUUUGGAGGAUUUGUUGAUGGCUUGAGUGGAAGUUGAAGGAAGGGAUUUUUGAGCAGAAAUGAACAGAAAGCACAACAGGUGACGAUUGGGUAAAGCAGACGCAAAAGAAAGAUUGAAGAUCAGAUCGUUGAUUUUUACCUUUGCGGAAUCGUUAACACUUUAGGUUUUUGUUCUGAAAUAAGCCGUUGUUUUUUUUGUGUGUGUAUUCAGACUUUAUGACAUGAUGGCGUAUUAGGACCAUUAUAUGUAGAAAAAAAGGAGCAAAAUUUCCACCAAAAAAACUUAAAACUUUAUAGAAAACAAAAAAACUUUUAAACUUCUGAGUUUGAAAGGAUUAAUAUUUUCUAAAAAAAAUUUAGAUUAAUUUUAUAAAUUUUCUGGAGAGAACUUUUGACACUUAGAGAAUUUCCAUAAGUUAUUUUUUUUUUUUUUAUUUCAAACAGAAAUUUCCACUAUCAUCUUUCUAGACAAUUUCUGAGAUUAAUCUCAAAAUUUAGGAUUUUAUGUUCCCUAGGAAAUAUUUAACUUUUCAAACUCUGAAUUUUUACAUUUUUGUCUAGAAAAUCUAAAAUUUUCUGAGUUUUUUUCUAGCAAAUUUUCAACUGUUAAACUGAAAUUUUCAAGUUUCUUCAAAAGAAAUGUCUGAGAUCAAUCUCAAACUUUUGGAGUCUUUUUUCCUAGCAAAUAUUUGUCUUUCCAAACUCUGAAACUUCCUUGUUUUUCCUAUAAAAUUUCUUAGUUUUCACUUUCAACGUUUCAAACUCAGAAUUUUUACAUUUCUUUUUUCUAGAACAUUUCGGCGAUCUCAAAAUUUGAGUUUGUUUCUAGGAAAUGUUUAACUUUUCAAACUGAGAAAUUUCAUUAGUUUCAAAAUAAUACUUUUUGGUGGAAAUGCACUUUUUUCACUCUACAUUUGCCCCGAUUCGCCGUCGUAGAUGAACACUGACACGGCCUCCCCUCUAAACCCCCAGAUCUCAUCUAGUUCUCUCCAGCAGUAUUUUCCUUGAGACACUAAAAGUGAUUUCUGUUUGGAGGCCACGUUACAGUAACCUGUGAUUUAUCAUGUGAUGGAGCGACGUUGAGCUGGAAAUGUGCUGCUGUUGUAUCUUGUUUGGGUUUUCGGACGCUCUGAGGAAGCAGGAAAGAUGGAUUGUGAAAGUGAUGAAGGGCCGAACCGGACAGAAGGACGAUAAUAUACCUCAUUUAUCUGGGUUUGGAUGCCUUGUGCUUCUUUCUAGACGUAAAUCGGUUUUAUCUUGUGAAUUAAACUGAUAUUUAUCUGUCGUCUAAAAGAUUAAAUUUUGGUCGUGAAUAGGCUGGGUUUUGUAAGAUUCGCUUUCUGGAAUCAUUUCUUAGUAAGAGGAACAUGUUCAGUCUUUAAAACUGUUACAUUGUCCUGUGAAGUAUUAUUUUUAAGUUACACGUUAACACUCACAGUAAACUUGUUACAUUUCCUUUGGCCUGCAGAGGAAAUUUAGACUGUGGAGAUAAGUGACAUUUUUAUUUUUUUCAAUUUCUACAUUAUUAUUUUUUUUUAUUGUUGGGAUGCUAACAGGUGACUUUAAUAAUAUUCUGUCUAGUUUGUCCAACCACAACACUCCCAAUAUUGUGUUGAAUUAACCUGUGACUUCUCUUGUGUGGUUUUAACUGUGGUUACGUUUUUGUAUUUUUUUUUUAUUUUUUAUGUAAAAUAAGCUAACCUUGUACAGAGUGUUCCUUAGUAAGCCAUCUGUUUUGAUUAAAUUUCUUCAUUUUCUAA
Gambusia affinis (western mosquitofish) is the source of this 4117-nucleotide messenger RNA. It is a transcript of the gene arhgap19, whose product is annotated as Rho GTPase activating protein 19. The record is from RefSeq and is a predicted model, not a curated record. Gene Ontology annotation, cellular component: cytoplasm. Lineage: Eukaryota; Metazoa; Chordata; Actinopteri; Cyprinodontiformes; Poeciliidae. The transcript has 12 exons. Gene Ontology annotation, molecular function: GTPase activator activity. Bases 34 to 1575 code for a protein of 513 amino acids. Gene Ontology annotation, biological process: signal transduction; regulation of small GTPase mediated signal transduction.